GGGGUCCUCACCCAAGUUGGCUACCAAGUAAUUUGUAAGUCGCGGUUUCUUCUUUUGUUGAUGAUAGAGAAUUGCACCUGCCUAGUAAGUGGUUUUCCUUGUGCGAGAACAAUCUUCCUGAAAGUCAAAUCUGCAAUUUUUAUCGAAACCUCAAGAAUGUUUCCCGAAGAGCCUUCUUUUUAUACAAAUGACAAGCGACAAUUGUUGAUUGUUGAUUGUCUAGGAAUCAUCUAGACAGUCAAGAUGCGACCUAAUCGUCUCAAUUCUCGAGCAUCAUCAGCUACCCUAUCCCUCAGACGACAGCAAGAUAUCGCAACCUUAUUCGCAGAUGAUUCUAGUAUCGCCCAAAACUUACUACGAGGUCAAGUAAUCCCUAUCAGAAGAGCAUCCAUUAGAGCAUUUCCAUCGGAUCCAAAUAUUUCGUUAGCUUCACCAGGAGAUGGCCCUUCGAUCGCCGGCGAGCCUUCAGACAUAGUGCAUCAACCAAGGAUUCGACGCGGCCUUUGUAGCAGUAAUACCUGGACUUCCUCAAGUGCAGGGGGCGAGUCUGAAAACGACGACUUGGAUGAUCGCACACAUUUUAUAGAAGAAUUCAAUCGAUUGGCGGAUAAGCAUGGCGUACGGAAAUUUAUUCCCAGUGAGUACGAGGAUGUUCCUUGUAUCGAAGACGGACCCGAUAAACAUGGUAACUGGCUAUCCAGAAAGCUCUUCAGGCGGACAUCCUCAUCUCAGACGCCAGUUGUUAAAUCUAAGAAAGCAGAACGACGAGAUCUCAAGAAAAUGCGAAGCAUUAGCGAUUCGUUACGGCUGAAAGUCAGAAGAGACUCACUCAAGGAUAGAGAUCUGGUCGAACUUGUUCGUUUGUGCGGAUCAAGUCUGUUGUACCUUCCAGCCGAAUAUGCUGCGAGCAGCUUAACUUUACCUACUUGUAUUCGUGCUACAGCUCAAUAUUUGAUACAGCAUGCUCCUACCUCCCGUGGCGUAUUUCGUGUACCAGGAUCUCAACACACAAUCGGCCUCAUUUAUGAACAUUAUUGUUCGAAAGGAGACGAAGGACAUAUUGCCGGAACAGUAAGAUGUCCGACUUUACCAGACCAUAUUGACUGUGAUGUGCAUGACGUUGCAUCUGCAUUCAAGAGAUUUCUCUCUGGUAUCCCUGGUGGUAUUUUGGGGUCACUUCCAUUAUUCGACGCCCUCGUCUCUAUCCAAACACGCCUUAGGGGUGAUCCAGAGAUGACACGAACUAAGCAUAGUAAGGUUCGAGCGAGACUUAUUGCUUUGUCUAUCUCGACCUUAAGGUCAGCAUAUAGGCGGGAACUUAUCUGUGCAGUCCUGGGAUUACUCUGCAUGGUUGGUCGUGCAGCAGAGACAGCGCGAAGGGAAGACGAUCGGGGCAGGCCUCUUCCUACUUCAGAUCUUAUGGGCUAUAAACCACUGGGGAUUGUUUUUGGUCCCCUACUUGUGGGCGAUCUAAUGGACAACUACAAUAUUCGCUUGGCCAAUGGCCACGGUAGUCUGGUCCUCACUCCUCUGAGUCCACCAAAGACUAAGAAGGAAAGGAAAAAACAUAAAAGUGCAGAAGAAGGUGUCACUUUCAAUAAUUUAGUUGACAAAAUCAAAGUUGCCGGCGAAAUUACGGAAAUGCUCAUUACUCAUUGGCGUGAUGUAGUUCGCCAUAUGAAGAAUUUAGAAGCCCUCACAGCUGUUGAGGGAUGCAAAAUUACGGGCAUUCGGGGAAGAAAACCACCUGUUUUACGUCCUUCGAUGUCAGAAUCCUUCUCUUUACGGAAGCCUCCCGACUGGACAUAUGACAAACCCAACAAGAAUGUUGACAGGAGUCAAUCUCCAACGCCACCACAGCGCAGACCCUCACCUCGUUCGUGUCCAAGGCAUAGUAGCGGAGAUACUACUGACCAGCAGGCCACAGGACAGCAGGCACUUGAUGACUAUACGAACCCAUUGCAGUUUGAUGCCAUAUCAGUCACAAAACAACGAUCGCGCCGAAGAUUAUCAGCAGGAGAAGUUCUUAAGAAUGCAAAAUCUUCAAGUGCUCUUUCCACAGCUCUGGUAAAGGAGCAUCCCGAUGAGAAUGAUUUUGAAGAUAGUAAUCUGAGUCUCAAGCAAACCCCAAAAAGUAUUGAGCCGCCCUCAUCUAUCAGAAUUGGAAAAGAGAAUAAUCUAAAGAGUCCGGCCGUGGAACAUACUACUGAACUUCGUGUCAAAGGCAUUUUUCGAAGGCUCGAGAGCGAGUCUAUUGAAGCUGAGGAUCUGUUACCUGUCAUAGAUCUCAAGGAAUUGGGACAUAAUAAGACAUUGGACGCACAAUCAAGCUCACUAUCACCAGACGCGCGUUCGAAGAUGACAAAAACGACUAGCUCAUCCUCUCACUUACACGAUAACAACAAAAAAGAUAUGCAGGUCCCUGCGUCAAGUUAUCGUAACACCCCAUCCAACAGAGAAAAUCACAUCAAGUUUGCGCCAAGCACAUCGCAUGUCCAGGAUGACAAAGAUUCUCGAAGACGUAAAGGCUUUACAGGCUCUGAUUACUCCAAGGGAAAUAGUCCUAUCGAUCCUCUUUCUCGGGUCUCACAUGAGGAUGACCUAGCAUCCUUGGCUGUGCUGGGGCAGGUUCUGGAAUCGCCUGGUAUAUCGAUGAAGUCGGUAAAGUCUACCGAGAAACCUGAUAACCCAACAAAACAUGAUUCAGGUAUGGAUUUUCACGAGAAAAUAGAAUUGGAGAAACCUAGCACACCAAAAUUUUUACGUCCCCAACCAUCUCGCCAUAAUGUUUCUGAUACACCAAAAUCCGCCAAGAUUCAUGGGCACGAUGACCGAUCUGACAGUAAGAGUAAUCUUUCGCGAAAGUCUGAUUCUGCUGCACCUGUCAUUACAACAUUGGUGGAGCCUAAAGUUACACAAGCUAAAGGAAGACCUGCUCAUGAAACUGCUUCACCUGCUACCUUGUCAAAAGUAGCUUCGAUCAGAGAAAUGUUUCGAAAGCGGAAGUCUGACAGCCGAUCAUCAAAACCAGCCGAAGAUAACCAAAAGAGCGAACUUUCUAGGCCAGUCACAGAGCAUCACACGGAACCUCACUCACGAAAGAUUCCCACUCCCGAACCCACUCGAACACCCAAGAAGGUCAGUGUUAGGGCCAUGGCAGAGAAAUUCGAUAUUGUGAAGGCAACACCUCCUCCUCUAUCGUCACCAUCUCCAGCCAAAUCUACUAUUCCAGUAUCUACAGCAUCAGUCGACAACCGAAGAGGUGAGGGUGUUGUUUCGCCUUAUACUAUCAAUCCGCCACCAUCUCCAACAAGGUCAAUCGCGUCUUUUAAAUCCGGAAAAUCCAUUCGUUCUUUCCGUAAUACGGGCUUAGCUCAGCGCUUUCAGCAAGCUCAAGAACAUUCAUUGCCCACCAAAAUGCCAGCCCCAAAAAGAGUCUUGAGAGACUUCGUACCAGACCCUAUCCCACCACAAGUUAUAACUGAGAAUUCUCACGAAGACUCUGUAGCUUCAUUGAAACGUCCGCUUUCUACUGCCAAUUCUCUCACCGUUCCAUUGAAGCCAGUGGGACAACAACCACCUAUGCUGAUUAGAAAAGCUGGGAUGGAUGGCGCAUAUAGUAGUAUUGGUAAUUCUGACAUUUUGUCUUUAACAUCAUCAGAGUUUGAAGCCGCCCAUAGUUUUCUACAAUCGCAAUCACAACUUGCUCACGAUAUAACGCUUUCGAAGAAUACUUUGAUUGGUAGUAACACGGUCUUACACUCGCAAAUACGCAGUCUCCAACAACAGGUGUAUGAGAAAACUGAACAAGUACGACAAUUGCAACGACGAUUUGAAAUUAGAUCCAGCUCUGAUACUGAGCAUAUUGGAUUGGCGGAACAAUUGAGAGAAUCGAGAGAGGAGGUAGAGAUGUGGCGAAGAAGGGCUGAAGGAGCCGAGAGAAAGUUAGAGCUGAUGGACAUUGUUAAGGCUAGGAAUACUUCAAGGAUGGAAGAGCAACGAGGACUCAUCUAUCAGGCUAAGAAUGUUCAAGCUGAGGGUGACAUUGUCUCACAAGGAAGGGGAUACAGUGUUGAUGGCGGUACGAGGAGACUAAUUUUGAGACGGAGGAUGACUGGUACGAUGAGUUCGGAGGAUAGCACUGGGAGCAAUGGUACCGUUGUUAGAGAGAGGAGCGGAAGAUACGAGGAUGGAAGUGAAAUUUGUAUGGAUAUCAACCCGGAUGGAGUUAUACAUAAUGAUUGGGCAAACCAGACACUUUCCAUUAUAGAUGGUCUUAAAAGUUGGGAGGAUUGAUGAGUUGUAUUUUUGCUUUGAAGUUCCCCUUUGGUAACUGACAGGAAAAGCGAUGAGCUGAACAAGGGACGGAGCGAUGUGCGAUGCUAUCAGAAAGACUCCAAUUUUGUUUCCUCCUUGUAUUAUAUUCAUAUUUUCUUAGUAUGAGAGACAGGAAAUAGAACUUUUGAGGAGAAUUAUCACAAUAUCAUGUGGAUGAGACGGGAGUUAAUAUUCAUUUGUUUUAUAGAUAGAUAUUAGACGGGAAUAGCGAAAUUAUAUGUUAGAUAUGAGUUCAGCAUUCACUUAGAGUUUUUUUUUA
Molecule: messenger RNA, 4597 nt
Organism: Botrytis cinerea B05.10
Lineage: Eukaryota; Fungi; Ascomycota; Leotiomycetes; Helotiales; Sclerotiniaceae
Exons: 4
Coding region: 244-4296 (1350 amino acids)
Biological process (GO): signal transduction
Source: RefSeq, a predicted model, not a curated record